Papaver somniferum (opium poppy) is the source of this 825-nucleotide messenger RNA. RefSeq lists its product as uncharacterized. The coding region runs from base 1 to 825 and encodes 274 amino acids. The transcript has a single exon. Lineage: Eukaryota; Viridiplantae; Streptophyta; Magnoliopsida; Ranunculales; Papaveraceae. The record is from RefSeq and is a predicted model, not a curated record.
AUGCAAGCAAGGUUGAAAAGGCCAAUGCAACAAGACCCGAUGAUAAAUGAGCAAAUCUUAAGAGAGUUAGAAGAAAUAAGAGAAAUGAUGACCACCAGAAGAGAAGGAGGAAGGCGACAAUUGGAUAAGGCCAUUGAAGAAGCAGGAAAAAAUCCAUUUGCGAGACAAAUACAGUUGACGGGAAUACCUCCUAAAUGCAAUUUACCUGUGUUCACUAAUAUUUUUGAUGGUAAAACCUGUGCGGUACAACGCAUAAAAGCUUAUGUGAGAUCUUUAUUACAGUGGGAAUAUCAUGAUGCGGUUCUAUGCAAGUAUUUUCCAUCUAGAUUAUCAGGAGAAGCUCUGAAGUGGUUCGAGGGCUUACCCCCAGGAACGAUAAGAUUAUUUAACCAUCUACCGUCAAUAUUCCUAGGAUCAUAUAUCAGUAAUAAUGUAUUACGUCCAGGCAUAGAAGAGGUGUUUGGUCUGCGAAAAAGGACAAAUGAGAGCUUGCGAAGCUUAACCAUGCGAUGGAGAACCAUGUGCAGUAACAUGGAUGGUCGAGUAGAUGAGAGAAACUUCAUACUAGCAUUCAUUAAUACACUCUUUGCAACAGACUUGCUGUACAUACAGAUAUUCAGAAUCAAAAAUACCAUAUCAAUGACGGAGCUACGCGAGUAUCAGGAGGAGUACAUUGCUCUUGAAGAGAAACAUAACAAAAUGGAAUCCUAUCUGUCGCGAAUACAAGUACAAAAGCUGGGGAAUGCAAGUCUACUCCCAAAAAUAACGAACACAGUCGCAAGCACAUCUCAAGGAAAACAAGAAAAGGUGGUGGUUGAAUAUUAA